This is a messenger RNA of Aspergillus nidulans FGSC A4, 4713 nucleotides long. Its product is annotated as putative GTPase activating protein (Tsc2). Gene Ontology annotation, molecular function: GTPase activator activity. NCBI's taxonomy places the organism in Eukaryota, Fungi, Ascomycota, Eurotiomycetes, Eurotiales, Aspergillaceae. Gene Ontology annotation, cellular component: nucleus. The transcript has a single exon. The record is from RefSeq and is a predicted model, not a curated record. Gene Ontology annotation, biological process: regulation of small GTPase mediated signal transduction. Bases 1 to 4713 code for a protein of 1570 amino acids.
AUGCCUUCUGACGAUGUUUCAUUCCCGCCGCGCUCCAAAUACUCAACAUCUAGCUUUGCGGACGUUUUCAGGUCGUUAAGCGCUUCCCGGGCGAAAUCGUUUCCCGCAACCCCAUUGUCGGACAGCAGCAACUCCGUUCACGACGACACGGAUGGACACACAAGCUUUUGGAACGCAUCAGGAUUUGACUCAAUGCAUCGUGGAAGUGUGGUUUCAAGCUCCUCGGAUGCUUCGGGGGGUCGGGAUUUUGAGACGUCCGUCAAGUUACUGGCGCAGAAGCAGAAUCUAGGCCAUGCCUGUGACGAAGCGGAACAAGUGGCUAAGGCCCUUCAGUGGUAUACCCCGGAGCAAGCUCUCGGUCUCUGGGAAGCUGGUUCGCACCUUUUACACCAUGAAGGUUCUCCCGACGCUCGACGCAGUGGCUCCCUUUUGCUAGUGUCCCUCUCAGCUCGACAGGACCUUUCCCCCGCAGCUCGGCGCACCGUUUUUGACUCCAUAGCAUCUGAAUCCGAGCCCGAUGUUAUCCCAGCCCGCGCCCAAGCCCUGAUAUCGCUGUCAGACCAUGGCAGGCGUUUGGAAUUCGCUACUUCGUCACUUCUGCCCUUAAUUUCCUCAUUCAUAGUUCCGUUAUACGAAAUCAUCUCCUCAGCACGGGCGAAAGCAAGAAAAGCCAAGGUCGGAAAAGCGAAUGGGCUUGCCUACGAAGAUAGUGUAUUGGAUGAUCUUUUACAAUUCGCGGUUGAUCUCAUUACCCUUCAGCGAAAGCAACCAGAGAGUGAUGAGGUUCGAGAAUUGUUGGAUCAGAUUUUCAUAAUUUGCAGGAAGACGAGUGUUGCAGCCGAUAUCAAACAUUCCUUGGCCGUUUUUGAUGCAGUUAUCCUAUAUGGAAAUGUGCCUGAUGGAAGUUUUACUCCCAUGCUUGAGCUACUUUGUAGCAUUCAUGCGUCCGUGAGAUCCCUGUCAGGCCCUACAUCAAGGGCUGUUCGAAAUUUGGCAAAGUCUAGAAGAAAACACGAAAUGGUGGCUACCCUUCACUCAUUUUUGCUCGAGUCAAACGGGGAAAACUGUCAGAAUCUUAACGUUUUGCGCGGCGCAGUGUACGUUUUCGCUGACCUUAUCCGUGCACAUGGCCAGGAAGGUAUAGCACAACUGCAGUUCGAACCUCUGAUGAACUCCCUUCAAGUGGUCCUCCAAAAGAAUGAUGGCCGAUUAGAGGCAGAUAUUUUGGAGCUAUGUUUGAACACUUUGGAGGGAGAGUUCGCUCAAGUUACUUUAACACAAGACUGGACAGGCUUUGUCAGUAUCCUCAAUUUCUGUUCUAGAAGGGUUGUUGAGGAACCUGAAACGAGUGCUACAAAACCACUCAGCCCAGAUUCACCUCAGUCAAGGGGUAGUGUCAUCGAUGAUGUCAAGCCUAAUAUCUUGGCCAAUAUUGUUCAAAUCGCGUCCGCUGUUGGAUCUUUAUGGGACAGCUUGAAUGGACAGCAGAGACUGGAAAUCACAAACUUCUUAUCCAACGUUUGCCAGCACAUUGAGCCAACUCAAGCUGAACUGAUUCUAAACACCAUGAGGACUGAGAAGCUUUGCGAUCCCCAGACCUCAGGAUGGGUUCAAUGCUGUCAGCAAGUGAUUAACUACUUCGUCCGUGACCGUAGCAAGCCAACUGAAGUUCGAAUCACGGCCCUGGAAAUUUUGAAGGAGGCCUUCCAUGGCUAUGAGUCCAUGGUUCUCUUUCAUAAAGAGCGGCUUCUGGAUCUAAUGCUCGAGGACUUCAGUAAUGAAGAUAGCAUUCUAUUCCUGGAGUCUUUAGUGUCCUUCCUCGUCGAUAAUAUCGUUCCCUCAUGUGAUGAUACUGCUUUCAAAUCCUUGAUAGAUAUCAUCAGCUCGCCAAUGGCCAAGGAUUCGAACCCAGGAGAAUCAGAGCCAGUUCAAGUCUCCCCGCCGGAAGGCCGCUCUUUGAGCUUCGCGUUAGAGGCCUCUUUAGCGAAUGUCUGCGCUCUUGGCCUAGUGAGAACGUUCCUAAGGUCACUGAAUCUAUCAGCAGCCAAGGCAAUAAAAGUUUACGAAGCGCUGUUGAAGAUAGCAGAAUCUUCGGACCGACCUCUAGACUCGCGCUUGACUGCACUCAAAAUGCUUUUUAGGCUUCGAUGCGAUUCUUCAGGCUCCAUAAUCGUUAUCUCGGUGCCCGAGGAUGACUUUAGAAUGAGCAUAUCUGGCCGCAACCUUGAAGUUGGUUCUCUUACGAACGAUCUCGAAGACGCUACUGGAGAUUACAUUGCAGAUAAUGAUCCAGGCCUGUCUUCAACUCAAAAAAGGCAUCCGACCCGUGCAACAUCCUCCAGUGCUCUGUCUAGGUCUACCGGACGUAUCACAAACUAUAAUCAGCGUGUACCGAAGCUGUCUCAUCCUGUAUGGGCAUAUGCCGCGCCGCAGGUUUUGCCGGAGGAGCCUCCGGAUGGAUCCAGUCCGUUUUUAUAUGCCCGUGCGACACCAAACACAUCGCCACAAUUAGAUUCGGAGCCAGCUCAAAGGAUCGCAUUGAAAGCGAAUGUAUGGCUUGAAACGAUCAUUAUUCUACUUCAGCGGGAGACGAACUGGGACAUUUACAGCUACGUUCUUACCCACCUGGCACCUCAACUUCAGAACAAAGAUUUAUUUGACAACGCUGUCCCUCAAAUCAAGCUGCUACGCAGCAUUCUGUGCGAUCAGAUCAAAAAUGACUCUUUCCGUGAACCCCCGAUAUAUACCGGCGUGAAAAAGUCUGACGUGGCUGGCUAUAUCUUUGAUUCUCUCUGCGUGUUGAUAAGCUAUCACGAGCACUUUGCAAAGAGUGAGGAGGAUGAACUUGUUCGCUCAUUUAUGAUGGGCAUCAUUGGGUCUUGGGGAGGCACUUCCCGGGGUUGUAUACAUGCACUCUCCGUUUGCUGUCAUGAAAUUCCGCUCUCAGUCACCAAGGCUUUGAAUGGAAUUCUUGACAAAAUCUCCAAGCUCAUUACGCUGUCCAAUCUGGCUGUCCAUAUAUUGGAGUUCUUGGCGCUUCUUGCACGACUGCCCGAAGUCUACAUCAACCUGCGUGAAGAGGAAAUCCGCACCGUCUUUGGAAUAUGCAUUCGACUCUUGCAGACCUCCCGAGAGCAUAGACUCAAGGCCACCGAAGCACCGAACAGGAACCCCCAAGGCGCUGCAAGAACCGGGAGUGUUGUUGGUGAGACUGCAGCUUUGCCCGGCAACGAAAUGUCCGAGCCGUCCACUCAAGAUGCUAUGUCUACAUACAUUUAUACCUCGACACACCACGUCAUGAUCUUCUGGUUCCUGUCGUUGAAACUACAAGAUCGGGCGAAACAUAUCAACUGGAUAACUAGCAGACUCAUUUUCACGGAUGAGCAUGGGAAAGAGACUCUGGAAGAGCAAAGCCAAGUAUUCCUUGAUUUAAUGCAAAGGGUCGCUUUCUCGGAUUUGGGUGAGACUAUCCCCUAUGCCACAUUCCCCCCGUCUCCUGAAGAUGGGCCGGUUAUAAAAAGAUCCUGGAUUGUGGGCAUGAGCAUAGUCACUCUGGAGACUGCCGGUGUUUCUGGGUUGACACAAAUCACCAAAAGACAAGCAUCAGGAACAACUUAUGCAAUGUAUCAACAGCGUACUGCUCCUAUCCUGCCUCAUCAAAUCCCGAUUUCCCACGAUGCUCAUCUGCAUUCGGACAGCAUGCACACCAAUGUCCUUCCCAGUCACAUAAUGCUUCAACUGACGGCAACGGCUUUCCCCACGCCCACUACAAUCCAGCCUAUACCACUACCGGAUGACGACAUCACGCGCCGCGCCCUAAGCACAUUUGAUCGCAAUGAUAUCGUGGAUGGCCACAAGAUCGGUGUCAUUUAUAUUGACGACGGUCAGACCACAGAGGCAGAAAUCCUCUCGAACACUGUUGGCAGUCCUGAUUACGAGUAUUUUCUCUCGCAACUCGGUACAAAGGUGUCGCUCAAGGAAGCGAGGUUCAACACUCAGGGUUUGCACGCGGAAACAGAUGGGGAAUUCACAUAUGCAUGGCGUGACCGUGUCACCGAAAUCGUUUACCACGUGGCGACGAUGAUGCCAACCAAUUUCGACAGUGAUCCAUCCUGCAUCCUCAAGAAAAGUCACAUAGGGAAUGACUUCGUGAACAUCAUUUUCAAUCGUUCCAAUACUCCAUUCAAUUUUAACACGAUACCCUCCCAGUUCAAUUUCUUCAACAUUGUCGUCAGUCCUGUCUCUCGACUCACUCAAGGAGACAAGAUGGCUUCCGCAGCAGCAUCGAACCCUGAGAACAUGUUCUACUGCGUCAAAGUAAUGAGCAAACCAGGGUUUCCUGAAAUCUCCCCUGCUGCGUCGCCAAAAAUCAUCUCGGGCAAGAAUCUCGCCCCGUUUGUGCGCAUUCUUGCACUCAAUGCUUCGGUGUUCUCCCUCGUUUGGAACAGUCAGGGCGAGCAUAUUUCAUCCUGGCGCAAUAGACUGCGUGAGAUCAAACGCCUACGGGAACGGGUACUGGGAUCACAAUCUCAGAACGCGGAUACACUGGAUGCCACAUACCCUACCCAGCGCCGCAACACCAAAGCCAACAUCUUCUCCGAAGAGGUGCCGGUCCGUACCAGCUCCGGAAAAUCCGAGAUCUCAACCGACUGGAACGCGACAGCAGACUCGAAUAUUCUCCAAAAUCUGGACUUUUCGCGCUGGGCUAAGUGA